Messenger RNA from Coccinella septempunctata (seven-spotted ladybird), 2533 nucleotides. Its product is annotated as sodium/potassium/calcium exchanger 5-like. Gene Ontology annotation, cellular component: membrane. Gene Ontology annotation, molecular function: calcium, potassium:sodium antiporter activity; calcium channel activity. Lineage: Eukaryota; Metazoa; Arthropoda; Insecta; Coleoptera; Coccinellidae. The transcript is spliced from 8 exons. Bases 368 to 2056 code for a protein of 562 amino acids. The record is from RefSeq and is a predicted model, not a curated record. Gene Ontology annotation, biological process: intracellular calcium ion homeostasis; calcium ion transmembrane transport.
AAAAGGUGGCGGGAGAGGAAUAAAUGAAAUGAUUCAACUGAUAAUGAAAUUGUAAUCUCCUUAUUGAGUUGCUGAUUUAUUACUUCCUCUGGUCCAUUUCAUUCCUGAAAAGGAUGAAAUCAAGGAAAUAAAAAGCAGUUUUUGAGUUUGGUAUUUUUUAGUGAUAAUCAUGGAUUUGUGGGCUGUCAAGAUUUCGUCGUUCAAUCAGUUCUUCAGUGAAUGUUUAGAGGAUGGUUCAGUUUAAUUCAAAAAGGUUUUUUCCUCCAUAUAAUUUGAGAACCGAUUCAAGUGCUCUAUAAUUCAUUUGGAAUAUUUGAUAAGUGGGUGAAAAUAGCGAAACUGCAGAUCGAUUGUUUAGGGAGAGAAUAUGACUAUGAAUAUACCUGUCUGGGUGAUAGCGUUGUUCGUAUCAAUUUUAUGGAGAGGAAGUUUAGGAAAAGCUAUUCAUCAAGAUUUGACAUACUACAACUCAUCGCCCUCUAUCUCGACCAAUUUUUCAACAAUAAUUUUCAACUAUCAACCCCUACCUGCGGAUACGAAGAACUACCCUUCACGAUACAACGUUUAUAGAUCAGCAGAAAGGUUGAAUGAUAACCAGUCACAAAGUGAUACACCUAUCAUAACGAUUUUGGAAAACCAGACAUGUUCAGACUCCUCAGAAGAUUUUCCUCAUGUUUUUUCCGUGGAAGAAUUAAGAAGUUGGGCAAUUAUCCCUGUGAUAUUAGUUGGAAUAUAUUGUUUCACCAUAUUAGCUAUCAUCUGUGAUAAAUACUUCUUGCCGUGCAUGGAAAUUCUUUGUGAUGUGUUUAACUUAACCCAAGAUGUAGCCGCAGCCACUUUCAUGUCCAUAGCUACGUCUACCCCUGAAUUAUUUGUAAAUAUAAUAGGAACUUUUAUAACGGAGUCUGAUUUAGGUGUAGGAACUAUUGUGGGUUCUUCUCUGUUCAACGCCCUCGGGGUAGCAGCUAUUGGUGGCCUAGCAGCAUCUCAGCCAAUCCAGUUAGAUUGGUGGCCAUUAACAAGAGAUGUGAUAAUCUACAUAUGCGCAGUAUUCCUCUUAGUCUUAAUAACAUGGGAUGGUUACAUCUUCUGGUACGAAGGGUUCAUUCUGUUCGUCGUUUAUUUCCUCUACUUCACCGUGAUGUACAACAACACAAGAAUCUCAAACUAUAUCUCAAAAUUCCUCCCGAAGAGAAAUGAUCAAACAAGCGAUUGCGAUGAAGCGAGUAUCAAAAAAGACUCCAUAAGCACAAGCGACCGAAAAGUAUCAACUGUUUCCCCAUAUGGUUCUUAUAUGGAGGAUGCACACCACAGGCAAUCUCAACAGAAUUUCAAGAAUUUUCAAUCAACCACCUUAAGCACGAUUCAGAUAAAAGACCAUGAGAAGGGUAUGGCCACUAUUGAGGAGAAGAACGAAGAGAAGACAAACGACGAAGAUGAACUGCCUUGGUUUGUGUUUCCAAAGGAUGCAAGUACCACUGUUAAAUGUUUAUGGGUUUAUUUGUUCCCAAUCAAAUGCUUUUUACAUAUCUUUCUUCCCGAUCCUCGAAAACACCCGAAUUUGUAUCCACUGAUAUUCGUGAUGUGUAUCGUGUCCAUUGGUAUUAAUUCAUAUGUCGUUUCUUGGAUGAUAACAUUGAUAGGAACUACCUUCAGAAUUCCAGAUGCUGUGCUUGGAUUCACAUUUCUGGCUGCUGGUGGAUGCUUACCAGAAUCAAUAUCUAUUACAAUAAUGUCCAGAAGAGGUGAAGGAUCAAUGGGUGUGUCAAAUUCACUUGGAGCCAACACAAUGAAUAUAUUGAUGUCCUUGGGUUUACCCUGGUUUCUCAAAACUAUAAUGAUGGGCACCAACAAGAAUUCUUUCAUAAGAAUUGAAUCUGGAAUCAUAGAAUACACCAUAGUAGCACUGAUCGGUGUGGCAGUCGUAUUAUUUAUUACACUUUAUUUAAACAAAUUCCAGUUGAGAAAAAGAGUAGGUGUGAUAUUAAGUUUAGUGUAUUUUGUUUGUAUUUCGUUGGCGAUUGUGUCUGAACUAUUGACUAGAGAACAUUGCUGACGAAUAGUUCAUCCACCAUUUAAAGAGGUUUACUUACUUCUUCAAAUGUAAGGAUUUAGGUUAAUGAAAUUUUUUUCGAUGUUUUCCCUUCCCGAAAUUGUAAUCAAUUUAAUUGAAGUAUUGAUUGGUAUUUCAAAUGAAUUGGAUUUGGAUCCAGUUAAACCUAAUAUAGAAAUUGCUUUACCAAAUCAAACUACAUAGUUAAUUAGAGAUAGGUAUACAAUAUGAAUGUUUUUUCCUUGAGUAAUUAUGUAUUAUUUCUAGUAUUUUUACUUUUCUUCGAUGAUUAACAAUAUUUUUUGUACUUUCAAAUGUGAUUUUCAUUUGAAUUUUGAUAUUAUUUCGCGAUAAAUUAAUUUUUUUAAUUUUUGUAUAGUUGGACAAGUUUUGAACCAGGAGUUUCCUGUUGGAAUCAGACAAGUUUCAGCCUUGUAGAAUUUGAAUGAAUGAAGUGAAUUUUAGCAUAAUUUACCCUGU